GAGACGAAAUUGAUUCUUCUUACAGCUGUGACAAGAUUUUUGAUACUCGGAUCAAUACGUACAAAUAAUUGAAUAUUAUCCUUUAACAUUGUCGUAUAACACGGAUAUUACACGGUCUUUGUUGUUGUUGUGCACACGUGUAAUAUAUUUAGUCAUGUCUGUUUAAAGAAAUCAGAUUUGGAAAUAUAAAAGCAGAGUUUAUCAAUUUUUCAGUAGCAUUUUUAAAUGUCUGAUAAACUUCGCUAAUCUUUUUAUUCUGCUGUGAAUUAACUUUACAAUAUCUUCACGAUUUCGCGAAAUAAAAACAAAACUAAAAAUGAGAAGUAACGAAGCAGCGUUCACAUUUGUGUUUGUUAUGUCAUUAUUUAAUGUAAUAGUUUGUAAGACAAGUUUUGUGAAGGAUCAGAGAACAGAUUUUGUGUUUCCACCUGUAGAUCAACAAAUAAUAGCCGGUAUUCCAGAGGGUCAUCUAAGACCUCUAGGUUGGCAAAAGAAACCGGACGGUAAGGUACGGGAGGAGAAAGAUCCUAUCACAUCCCAAACGUUCCAUUUAAGAUAUGUAAAGAACAGUAGACCUGUGGUACUGAGAGGGUUGAUGAAGUAUGCCUCUGUAGCUGAGAAAUGGGAGGAGGAUUCUUAUCUUAAACAAAAAUAUGGUAAAUUAAAUGUUACUAUCGCUGUGAAGAAAGAAGUCUUCAACUCGGAGCCGAAAAGAAAUAAACGCAAGAUGUUGUUCAAAAAAUUUCUACUGGACUAUAUGUACGAAAACUGGUACCUCUCCUCUACAGUCCAUGAAGACAUGAUGGCUGAACUUCCGCUUCCGGAUAUUUUGUCAUGCGGGUCCUACAAAGAGCGACUGACGGAGGCUGAGUUAUGGAUGAGUUCUGGUGGAACUUCAUCUCUUCUACAUUCACAUGGAGAUCACAACCUUCACUGUGCACUAGACGGGAGAAAGGACUUCAUCCUAAUUGAUCCAAAAUUCAAAGAUGUCUUUAAGUUUCAAGAAACCUACCCUAAUUCCGGAUCUGGCCAUUCUCCAAUGGACAUGGAAAUGAUAAACGCAUUUAAACACCCGGGGAUCAGUCAAACACCGUGGAUCUGGUCAACAUUAUGGCAC
Molecule: messenger RNA, 1117 nt
Organism: Ruditapes philippinarum (Manila clam)
Lineage: Eukaryota; Metazoa; Mollusca; Bivalvia; Venerida; Veneridae
Molecular function (GO): 2-oxoglutarate-dependent dioxygenase activity
Source: RefSeq, a predicted model, not a curated record